Molecule: messenger RNA, 1461 nt
Organism: Physcomitrium patens
Lineage: Eukaryota; Viridiplantae; Streptophyta; Bryopsida; Funariales; Funariaceae
Product: ras-related protein RABH1e
Molecular function (GO): GTPase activity; GTP binding
Source: RefSeq, a predicted model, not a curated record
UCCAUGUUGCUGCCGUCAUCGAUCUCACCGCGGGCCACGUCGAGUAACACACCUACCUCCAACUGCUGCUGCUGGAAUUAAUCAAUCAGAUGCAAUCACAUUCUACGACGGGGUCACUUCGGAUUUUUCGGAGCCAGGUGUUGGUGGUAUUGUUUGCCACUUAGUGGGGCAUUCUGGUGUUGCCCUCGAGGCACAGCGACACAGACAGAAAGAGAGAGAAAGAAAGAGAGGGCGUUUGUUGAGAACAUAUCGGGCGUGCGUUUUUCUCGUCACGGUUUUGAAGUGACGAGGGUGACGAGAGGUAGAAUCUUUUAGCUUCGAAAGGGGACAACGUCACAAGGUUAGAAGUGAAGGCACUGGUGGUACCAAGUAGUAGAGGGGAUCUGAGGGAACGAGUCCAGAUGGGUUCUAUGGGGGCGGGGUCGCAAACCGCGACAGUAUCGCCUCUGGCCAAAUACAAGUUGGUGUUUCUGGGUGACCAGUCAGUGGGUAAAACAAGUAUCAUCACGCGAUUCAUGUAUGACAAAUUUGACAACACGUACCAGGCAACUAUUGGUAUUGAUUUUCUCUCCAAGACCAUGUAUCUUGAGGAUCGCACUGUUAGACUACAGCUCUGGGACACUGCUGGACAGGAGAGGUUUAGGAGUUUGAUUCCCAGCUACAUCCGGGAUUCGUCCGUGGCAGUGGUUGUCUAUGAUGUUUCCAAUCGGCAAUCGUUUAUGAAUACAGCUCGGUGGGUUGAAGAAGUCCGAACAGAGCGUGGAAGUGAUGUUAUUAUUAUGCUCGUCGGAAAUAAGACUGAUCUUGUUGAUAAACGUCAAGUGUCUAUUGAAGAAGGUGACGCUAAAGCUAAGGAAUUUGGAGUCAUGUUCAUUGAGACAAGUUCAAAAGCAGGUUUUAACAUCAAGGCACUGUUUCGAAAAAUUGCUGCUGCGUUGCCUGGAAUGGAGACUAUGUCUUCUCACAAGGAUGACCUUGUUGAUGUUAAUCUUAAACCUACGUUAAAUACACAGACGGAGGGUAAACCAGGAGGCUGUGCUUGUUAAUUGGAUUGAAAUAAUUUCUUUUGUAAGUUAUAGAAUGUUUUGGACUAUUCACUUUUCAAGAGAUAUUCUUGUACUAUUGUGAAAUCCAAAUAAGGAUGUUCAGGAGUUCAUGAGCUCAUAUCUAGUGCUUAUUUGAGCUUGAAGAGCUCAAAUUGGCGGCACAUAGGCUAGCUAAUUUUUUGAAUCGGGCUGUAGCGUUUUAUGAAUUGACGAUGUUCAACAUCGCUAUUAUCCAUGGAUAGGGUAAGAAUAAGGGUUCAGUCACAUUCUUUAGAUGAGUGCGGAUUGCCGGGAUUGGGACAAGCCAUUGAGUGAGAUGAUAGAGGUUACAAGCCGUAACACAUUUUUCUGACCUACAUUUUGCGAUUGUACAAAUUGAUUUCGCUUGCAUGCAUCAGUCACCACCUUCCAAGCA